UCCUACUUCCUGUAACAUGUAAAACAAAAUGGAUGGCAAUAAGGACGAAAGCGAGCGAUGUAUAUCACUUGCGAAGAAGUAUUUGGCAGAAGGCGAGAAAUCAAAAGCUUUAAAAUUUCUCAAUAAAGCAGAAAGGCUUUACCCUUCACAAAAAGCGAAAGAAAUAAUAGAAGAAAUAACUACAAUGAAUGGAACAGCUACAGGAAAAAAAACACAUUCUGAAGAGAGCACAAAAGAAAAUGUUCGACAAAGGAAAAGUAGUACAGGACGGGGUGGCUCAGAGGAAAACAAGGGGGACUCUGAUACAGUAGAUAGGAGUUACACACAGGAUCAGCUAGAGGCAGUCAAGAGAACAAAGAAAUGUAAAGAUUAUUAUGAUGUACUUGGGGUGCAGAAAGACGCCACAGAAAAUGAUUUAAAGAAGGCAUACAGAAAACUAGCUUUACAGAUGCAUCCUGACAAGAAUAAAGCCCCGGGAGCAACAGAAGCUUUUAAAGCGAUUGGCAAUGCAUUUUCUGUGCUCAAUGACACAGAAAAGAGAAGAAAGUAUGAUUUGUAUGGUCCUGAAACUGAUACAACUUCAGACCCAAGGAGAGGUCAACAGCAUGGCUACUCACACGGUUUUGAAGGUGACAUUUCCCCAGAAGAAUUAUUUAACAUGUUUUUCGGAGGAGGAUUUCCUACAAACAAUGUGUACACAACACACAGACCAAGACAUGCACAUCAGCACCAUCAGCACCACCGCACCACAAAUGUCUCCAACGAUGGAAGCUACACUUUGCUACUGCAGUUAACACCAAUUAUCUUACUAGUCCUUCUGUCACUUCUUAGUAGUUUCUUUGUCAGCGAUCCACUGUUCAACAUGCAUAAAACAGAUAAAUAUACUUUUCAGAGAAAAACAGGAAAUCUUCAAGUUCCAUAUUAUGUUAAAAAAGAUUUUCGAGUUGAAUUCAAGAGUGAUUUACGACGGUUAGAACGGCAAGUAGAGGAAGAACAUAUAUCAUCAUUACGCCAAAACUGUUGGAGGGAGAGAAGCUAUAAAGAGAAUAUGCUUUGGAGAGCAAGGAAUUAUGCAGACGCAAGAUUGUAUGAAAAAGCUAGUAACUUAGAGACUCCUUCAUGUGAUCAGUUGAACAAGAUAUAUUCUUCAUGAUACCUCUUGUUAAACAAGCGUGAUCGGAAUGUGAUGUUGGUUCCUUUUUCAAUUUCCCUGUGAUGACGGAAUGGAACUGUUGGUUCCCUGUGGCCCUAACGACCAACCCACGGAGUUGUGAAUUCUUGAUGACAUGAAACAUGUCAGGUUUGAGUUUUAUUGUUAUCAGAGACAUGCCUGUGUGUAAUAUAAAGAUGUAUGACCGGGUGAAAUCAGUAAGGACAAAGUAUUGAAACAGUGUAGCACAUGUGUACCUUAACUUUAACAUGGCUCAUCAGGUUGAGGGUUUCCUGUAUUGUGAUUAGUAAUAUUGACAUAAACACCAGUUUUAGAGGUUCCAAAACAUUUUCUCUCGUGAGUGCAGCCCUGGGUCAUUAAUUCUUCUCGGACUAGAGGCAAUAACUGUAGUGUAGGAUCUAGAGGUGAUUGUAAAUUACAAAGUGUGUUUAGAUGAAUUUUGAAUAGAUGUUUGUGGUUUACAGUACUUGUAUGCCUUUUCCAGUUCUAUGGUCCAAUAUAUAUUGCACACAAAGCCUUAACAUUUUUGUGUACUCCCAGAUAGCUCCACAAGUUGUAUAACAAGAUCAGAGUUAUGUAAACUCUUUACAUAUGUCCCAUUUUGGUAUGAAGGAGGAAAGUUGUUCAAGUAUUGCAAAAAUUUAAAUCAUUUUUCAUUUUGACAGCAAAUCUGUUCUCAUGUUAUCCUGAGUAUUGAAGUUGAACAGUUGUUAUGUUUAAAUGGGCAGUAGAAUUGGAGGUGAAAGUGAUACCAAUUCCUCAUCUUUUAACUUUUUGCAAAAAAGACAAACUUCUGUUGAGUUGAUAGGUCUUUGUUGAUAUACAUGCAUGAUCCGAUAUACAUAUGAUAUUAUGACAUGUUUCUGGUAACUUUAAAAUUGUGGAUGUGUUAAUGAAAAUCAGGGAUUCUCUUUAAUUGUCCAGACUAGACAGUGUGACCUGAAUGUCUUGUGUGAAUGAAAGAGGAAUGUGGACGAGGUGUUGUGUGACAACCUGUGUGGUUUCGUGUGUAUGUAUGGAGAUUUAUUUUUGUGUUCAAUGAUGUUAGUAUGUAUCUUUAUGAUUUACCUGGUAAGUGAAAUGUUGAACACAUGUACAUUAAAUGUAAAUACAAAGUGCUCGAGUAGAUAACCACAUGCGAAAGUACUGGCUACAUAAGUAACAAAGUGUAUUUUACGUUGUCAUCGAUCGUAAGUGUUCAUAUUUUAUUUGGUGUCGCAUGUAACUUUAUACCAAUACCAGUCACGUGUUACUUUUCCAGAUUAAAUAUCGUUUCGAUUUUUUAAAUGGUAUAAAUUACCCAAGUUUGAUCAUAUGUUAUGUUGAAAUGUGCCUGAAAAAGUGACUGUUGGGGAGUUAAAUUCACUGAUGAAUACUCUCAGUAGCUUUACAUCUUGUAGUAUGCUUGAUGAAUACUACAUUACUUCAUCGGGUAGAAUUAGGAGGAGGUAACCAGAGGUUCUACAAAUAUUAAUCUGAUGAUCAUCAUGCAUUUAAGGCAUUCCAGGUUUUCACUUUUACAAAAUAGGUCUCAAAAGUAGGAGAAUGUUAAAGAAAGACUAAACAGAGACCCUGAUACUUUGUGUGUAAGCAGAUAGUGUAUUAGUCAUGAUUGCUAGAGAAUGUCGUAUGUGAAUGUUGUAUUGAUAUGAAUGUUCAUGUAUUGAGCAAAGGUAAUUUUCAGUUUUCAAAGAUAGUAAUUAAUAUAUGAUUUUUAUUAUCCUGUCUGUAACUUUCUUCAGUUAAUUGAUUUUUGUAAAUAAGAAAAAGUUUUUAUUUAUAAGUUAGUGUCAGUGGUGAUCUUUUGUAUAAAUGUUACAUAUUUGUGCAAUCAUUCUUUUGCUAGAUGGUCAAAUAAAAUUGGUAUAUAACAACUAUUUAUAUUGAUAACUUAUUAUGCAAAACAAAUCUUUUAAACAGAGAAUCCAAUCACACACAUUUACCUCCCCUAGGUAGCUAGAAUGGCGAUGACACACACAUCGCAUAUAUGAAAUGGGAGAUGACUGGCAUUAGUUUAAAUCCUCAUAAAGAAAUUAGUUAGGGACUAAAUCAGUUUGGACUGAUAAUGGUUAUUAUUUUAAUGUUGUCUAUAUUACUUGACAUUAGCUGUGUGAUUAACAUUCUUUUUUAGCCCUUUUCACCUUAAAUUUCAAAACUCAACUUCCUUACAUGUGACAGUUUAAGUAGCUAUGUGUACAAUGAAGGCAUUGUUGGACAUUAUGGGACAAGUUAUAUUUCGUAAAAAAAAAAUCAUAAGAUUUUUCAUGAUGAAGAAAUACUUGAAGCACAACAUGUUUUUUUCGAAAUUUCUUUUUGUUUGAAAGUAGCAGAAUAUGGUGGCCAAUCCAUGCUUCUAUAACAUGUAUGUCCAUUUUGUAAUUUCAUGUCUGUCAGUUAUCCAUGAUUUUUUUUUUUUCACCUGUACUUUUCAUAUCCGAAUAAGUUUUUAAAGUCCUUACUAUUUGGUUGUUUACACUUAAACAAGUAAAGUACAUCAAAUCAAAGAGACUUUUUGUUUUUAUAUGGAGUUUCCUGAUUUACUGAUGUUUUAGUUCUAUUAAUGACUGGUGGAUUCUGGAAUUUUAGAAAUGUUAGAUUGUCACUUUUUAUAUUGAAGGACAGGAUUGAAUGAAAACAUUUUCCAUUUAAUUCAUCAAGUGAAUGCAGUACAUUUGUUUUCUUACUAAAAUAAUAUUUCAGCGAAUAUGUACAUAAAAUGAAUAUUUAACAGUUAUAGAUCUUACGUGGUAAUUAAUCUGCCAUUUUCUUCUGUAAAAUUUGUAUAUCCAUGUUUUUACACAGUCAAAUUACAAAUGAUAAAAUUUUAUAAAAAUAAAUUAUAAAAAGGGUAUAAAAUAUCAAUACUAGCCCUUGUGGGGUUUGUACAAUCUUAUAAGGUACAUGUAUAUAGAGCACAUGUAUAUAUCUCAUCAGUGUACCUUGGUGAUUGUGUAUGUGUCUUGUCCACCCUUUGUUUACAGUGUUGAUUCACUGUCAAUAAACUACACUCCAGAAUCGUACCAUUA
Molecule: messenger RNA, 4197 nt
Organism: Mizuhopecten yessoensis (Yesso scallop)
Lineage: Eukaryota; Metazoa; Mollusca; Bivalvia; Pectinida; Pectinidae
Product: dnaJ homolog subfamily B member 14-like
Exons: 9
Coding region: 29-1153 (374 amino acids)
Biological process (GO): cellular response to misfolded protein
Cellular component (GO): endoplasmic reticulum membrane
Molecular function (GO): Hsp70 protein binding
Source: RefSeq, a predicted model, not a curated record